This is a messenger RNA of Corapipo altera (White-ruffed manakin), 2403 nucleotides long. RefSeq names its product purinergic receptor P2Y14 (gene P2RY14). The record is from RefSeq and is a predicted model, not a curated record. The coding region runs from base 223 to 1236 and encodes 337 amino acids. Gene Ontology annotation, biological process: G protein-coupled receptor signaling pathway. Lineage: Eukaryota; Metazoa; Chordata; Aves; Passeriformes; Pipridae. The transcript has 3 exons. Gene Ontology annotation, cellular component: membrane. Gene Ontology annotation, molecular function: G protein-coupled purinergic nucleotide receptor activity.
GCAGCUUCCCGGCCGUUUUCCGUGUCAGGGCAGCUGUGAAGGGCUCGUCCUGUCCGUCUGUCCGUGUGUCGCAGCUGAGGAGGAACCACCGGCGCCAUCCCGCACUUCUGUCCAGGACUCACAGCAAGAGCAGAGGCCCCGUGCCCAAGAAUGGACAGUGCUCUAGACCCUUAGCAAAGCUCCACAGCAGGCAAGGCAGAAAAGGAACGAAGGCACUGUAGGAUGUUCAACACCAGCACAAACUCCUCGGGACACAACUGCAGCCCCCGCACAGCAGUGACCACGACAGUCAUCCCACUGCUCUACUCCUUCAUCUUCCUCACGGGGCUCUCGCUGAACGCCCUGGCAGCCUGGCUCUUCCUGCACGUUUCCAGCACAAAGAGUUUUAUUGUCUAUCUCAAAAACAUCGCCGUGGCCGAUCUCCUCAUGAGCCUGACGUUUCCUUUCAAAAUCCUGGCUGAUUCAGAGAUUGCACCUCCGGAGCUCAACCUGUUUGUGUGCAGAUACUCUGCAGUCGUGUUCUACAUGAACAUGUACAUCGGGAUCACCUUUUUCGGCCUCAUAGGGUUUGACAGAUACUACAAAAUUGUAAAACCUUUGUUCACCUCCUUUGUUCACACAGUGAACUACAGCAAGGUGGUCUCUAUAAUCAUAUGGCUGUCGUUAAUGCUUAUAUCAUUUCCAAAUAUGAUUUUAACUAAUGAAAUCACUAAAGACAAUUAUUCCAGAAAAUGUAUAGGUCUUAAAAGUGAGCUUGGCAGACAGUGGCACACAGCGACAACUUAUAUUUGCACAGGGAUUUUCUGGGUUGUUUUUAUUCUGCUAAUCAUAUUUUACACUGCUAUAUCCAAAAAAAUAUACAACUCUUACAAAAAAUUCCGAAGGAGCUCAGACACGGCCAAGAGAAAAACCAGCCGGAAUAUAUUCAGCAUCAUGUUUGUGUUUGUCAUUUGCUUUGUUCCCUACCACCUCUGCAGGACCCCAUACACCCUGAGCCAGACCAGCUCCCAGUUCACCUGCCAGUCCCAAAAAUCACUGUACUAUGCCAAGGAGUUCACUCUGAUGCUCUCUGCUGCGAACAUCUGCCUUGACCCCAUUAUUUAUUUCUUCCUCUGCCUCCCCUUUAAAGAAAAGCUGUAUCAAAAACUGCAUCUCAAGCUGAAAGCUUCGAGUGAGGUUGAAAUUUCUAAAUCCAGAAGAUCAAAUACACUUCGGGAAAGUAUAAACAUCUUGUAGUUUCAGGUCUGUACAAUUGUGCACGUUUCAGGAAGUCAUUCACGAAUGCAAAUGUCCCAAAGAAACACAACAGAUGAGAACCAACAACAAACAAAAGAGGUUUCAACACAAAACACCAAGUGCUCUUUCUCUGCACAUAACCAUUAUUGUAUGUGCCAAUGUAUUCACAAUGUGCUGUUUCACUGACGCUGUGAUUGCCCUAAGAUGUGACACAACCCAUCUGGAUCUUCAAAACAGAGAGAGGAGUACCUGGAAUGGCAUGUUCUAGAGCUCCAGGCCAUAGGUCUCUGAAAGGAUCAUCCAAAAGACCCAAAACCAAACCAAUUUUCUGCUGUUUCUCACAAAGCCAGGCACGACACACGACAGCCACCAAAGCAGCCUGACAGCCCUGGGAACACCCAACAGCUCCCCCUCGAGCAGGCAGAGCCCUCAGAGGCAGCACGAGGAUGGUCAGCAUGAGUCUCUCAGACUUGGCCUCCACCAGCCCAACCAAGGGGACCCAGACUGUGCUGGGAAUCUCACUCGUGUGUCUCCUGGGUCACAGAGCAAAGGGUUGGUGGCAAUGUACAGCUUAAGGAAGGAUUCUAUGCCAACAACUGGGGGGAGAGGGGGAAAGACAACAAAUAAAAAAAUAAAUUUAAAAAGAAAAUCAAAAAACCACACAGCAAAUCCUCACAGAUACAUACAAAGCCUGAAAUAUCUUUGGUUAUAUAUAUAUACAUAUAAACAUAUAGAAGUUUUCUUAAGGGACAUAUUCUAUAAAAUUAAGAACUAAACAUAACUAUUUGUCACCCUUGGGCAAAAAGUGUCAGAAUAUUUCUAUAAGAUGUGAUGUUCAAUCUAAGCAAGGGUUUCAAGAGGAUCCUUCUAUAAAGCAAAGAGCACAGUUACACUGCACGGUCUUCCUCAGGACUUCUCUGAACUAACAUGAACACAAACACCUCCACACCAACCUGCAGAAACUCUGCUGGUGCAGGAACAAGCAAGAACAUCACAGAGCCAUCUGUGAACACACAGGUACAGCUGUCUAGGAACUCCAGGUGCAUUUAAAUCCAGAAAGAAUGGUUUGUUGGUUUUCCCAUGCUUCUGACACAGUGAUAAAGCAUUUCUGUCUGUACCAAGGUAACAGCUGAAAGCCACCAAUCUGCUCUGUACAAAUAUAAUAUC